Molecule: messenger RNA, 3750 nt
Organism: Paramormyrops kingsleyae
Lineage: Eukaryota; Metazoa; Chordata; Actinopteri; Osteoglossiformes; Mormyridae
Molecular function (GO): N,N-dimethylaniline monooxygenase activity; flavin adenine dinucleotide binding; NADP binding
Source: RefSeq, a predicted model, not a curated record
AUUAGAUUGCCUUCUCUUCAACCAGGAAACCACUGAGUCCAGACGGUGCACAGUAAGUCCAGUAUUUGCUGUCUAUUUAUGAUGAAUGCCAAUUAUGAGAAAUUAUAUCUUGCAUGCAUCUGUAGGCAAAAACAACAAAACUACAGUGAUGAUUAAAGGUAGUUUUUCCACUUUGCAUUACAGCUGUUUUUCAAACUGAAUUGCAGGCAUUGACGAUUGAACUUUUUUUUUUUCUUGCCCGUCCGAUAUUUGUUUUAAUGGAAUGCUGACUUGGCGUUUUACUUCGAGAACACUGUCCGUCUCCAUCCACAAUAGCCCGACGGAACCGCUUACUGCACUUCCGUAAGCGCGAAGUCGACAUUUGAUACAUACGAUAUAUCAUAUAUGACUGCUAUAAAUAGCAAGAAUGAAAACUGCAAACUUUUCAUAUGUAUUCUGGAAGUCUGCAGUAGUUCACUGCACCGUGUUACCACUUUUUAGUGGAGAUUGACAAAUAUAAUAUUUUUGGAAUCUCUGGUGCAGAUGGUUGUUACUUGAGCCACCAGGAAUUCUGUAGUAUUCUUUGAAAUACUACUACUAGUUGCUGUAGUAGUAAUAUAAUAAUAAUAAUAAUGUUGCUGUUUAGAUAGCCUUUAUUGUCCUAUAAGGAUAUUUGUCCUCACAGUCUGUUCCAAUACAAGCAAAGUACAGUACAGGCCUCUAACAUGUUAGGCACAAAUACAUAAAAUGGCACACAAACAUAUACACACAAUUUGUAGCGGAGAUUUGAUGGGUACAAGAUUAAUGUGACAAGUUAAGUGCAGCUAUGGCAGUAGGGAUGAAACUCUUGCCAAAGCAGGUGCGUUUCCAUUUCAGAGUCCUGUAUCUGCGACCUGGUGGCAGCAGAGUAAACUGUGGGUUAAGAGGGUGACUAGAGCCAUCGGUUAUGGUUCUUGCGAGGCGUAUGCCAGCUUAUUCUUGUGGUUAUUAUUAUUGUUGUUGUUGUUGCCAUAAUUAUUAUUAUCAUUAUCAUCAACAAUAAUAAUAACCACAAGAAAAGCUACAAUAAUGAUGAAUAAUAACACACUGGCACGUCAUCCAGGGCAAAUCGUUGGCCUGUGCUGCCUGGGAUAGGCUCUAGCCCCCUUGAAGCCCUGAGCAGAAUGAUAAUGGUGACUGAUGAAUGCAGCGAAUGCUGUGCAGUUGAAUGCUCUGUCCUUCCACAGAAUGGCUGGGCUGGGCGGGCUGCGGGUGGCGGUGGUGGGGGCGGGGGCCGCUGGGCUCUGUGCAGCGCGACACCUGCUGGCUCGGCAGGACACCUUUGCCCCACCUGUGGUGUACGAGCUCAGCAAGCACGUGGGAGGCACCUGGGUCUAUGAAGAGCGAGUCGGGAACUACGAAAAUGGGCUUCCAAUCCUCAGCAGCAUGUACCGCGACCUCAGAACAAAUAUCCCCAAGGAAGUGAUGUCAUUUCCCGACUUCCCCUUUGAGAAGCGACUUCCAUCAUUCGUUCAUCACACAGAAGUGCGGAAGUACCUAGAGCAGUAUUGUGACCAAUUCCGCGUGAGAGACCACAUCAAGUUUGGCACCAUGGUGGAUUUGGUGAAGCCCGUUCAGGUGGAGAAUGGUUGGCACGGACUGGCCUGGGACAUCACCAGUAGUGACGGCCUGGAUCCGAGCACGAGUGUCACUGAGCGCUUUGAUGCCGUCAUGGUAUGCAAUGGGCAUUUCUUUGAGCCUUACAUCCCUGAGAUUCCGGGCUUGGGAAAGUUCCCAGGGAAACUGAUGCACAGCCAUGACUACCGCAGUGCCGAGCCCUUCUCUGGAAAGUCUGUGGUGGUGCUGGGAGCUGGGCUUUCUGGACUUGAUCUUGCCAUGGAGCUGUCCAGCGUGGGCACACAGGUAAUCCUCAGCCACAGCAAGCAUCCCCUGUUGAGCCCCAUGCCCCCGGGGGUGCAGCAGGCUCCACCUGUGACACGUGUCCUAGAGGACGGGGCACUGGAGUUCGAGGAUGGCCAGGUGACCCGGCCAGAGGUCUUUCUGCUCUGCACUGGCUACAAUUUCACCUUCCCAUUCCUGCACAACCAGCUGGGCUUGCAUGUCCAAGACCAUUUUAUUUCACCCCUCUACAAGUUCCUGAUUCCCCCUGCCUUCCCCUCACUCUUCAUCAUGGGCAUUUGCAGAGCUAUCUGCCCAUUUCCCCACUUCCACUGCCAGACCCAGUUUGUGCUGUCUGUGCUGGACGGGACAUUCGUCCUGCCCUCGCGGGUGGAGAUGGAGCGGGAAAUGGAGGUGGAUGUUGCGGCCCGGCGGAAACGCGGCUUUGCCACACGCCACAUCCUUAAGCUGGACUCGGAGCAGUGGGCGUACAACGCUGAACUGGCCCGGCUCGGAGGCUUUCAGCCAUUGCCUCCCUACUGGAGUGACCUAUAUGAGGCCAACAAAGUGUACCGUGCCCAGGACAUGCUCGGCUACAAGACGUACCGUUACAGUGUACUGAGUGACAGGGAGUGGGUAGUGUACACACAGGAGGGCCAGCCAAUCGAAAAGCCCCUACCAGCCCAGAAGGCUCAAGUUCAGAAGUAACCAAUCCUGUAACCUCAUAGGGUUUCCCAACCUGGACGUUUCCAUUGUAAAAUAACUUAAUCCUCAAACCCAUUUUUAGCCUUGUCCAAACCAGACCAUAGAACCUUCUCAUUUUUCCGAUAACUGUUUUGACCACCCUUGACCCGGCCGUUUAGGUGCUUUUCCACAGAUAAACUCAUUUCUGCAGAAGGAAGCUUUAACAUAAAAACAUAGAAAAGCACUUCAGUAGAAACUAUAUGCAAUGAAACCAUUAUCCCUUUGUGAUUAUAUGGACGUUUUGACUGUGAAAUAAUAGGAGUCUUUAAAAUAAAUCUUACUAUAGCAUUCAGUAUCAAAAAGCUAAAAUAAAAUAUGUAUAAUCAUGAAAUGUAAAAUAUUAAAUAUACUUUUUAUUAAUUAAAUAAGAGAAUGGAGGGAAGAGACAAAUAUCGCACUACUGACUCUACACAUUAAUAAAAAACACAGGACUAGACAGUAUUGUUUUUUAUCACUACAUAUCUGACACAUUAAAUACUUGCAUAAUGUUUAGUGACUUUCUUGAAAGUGGCAGCCUGACUGGUCAGCAGUGUUUCCCGAUUAAUAACCAUUAUGAGUUCUGGUGCUUUCAUGUUGGCCCUGUGGUUUACAGAAUUGCUGCUGUUUGUACGAAUGCGGCUUGUUUUAAGGUCUUGGCAGAGUGUAAGACUCCUGAACACCUUUCUGUUCUGUUCAGUUUCUUCAUGUUCUCUGCUGUUAUGUGGUUACCUCAGUCUGUUGUACAGCUAUGUAACACAAAACCCUUUUAAACAUUUAGUUUAAUUUAGUGGAUUUUUAAAAGUUGUUUUUAAAUUCCAGUAGUUCCCUUUAGUCGUAGUUACUCCUAAUAGCUUUUGACAAUUGAUGGGUAAAGUAAAAGAGGUUUAGAAUAUUGUUAACUGAAGUCAAAGAAAUAUUUUACCAACAUCAGAUGCUGUGAUGUUAUUUACUUGUUUUAAGUAAAUAUAUCAGUUGUCAAAUAUCAGCAAUUCUCAGCUUGUGGUUUUUGCCAGCCUUUGGAGUUUUUAUAAAUGAAUUAAUUGCUGUUAAGUUUUAUUUAAAUGUUUGACACAAUGGUUUACCUUUACAGCACCACCAGAUGGCAACAAUAACAGCUUAACUGUUGAGAAAUCCCCCAACAUAUUAUUGAAUACACUCUCUGGAGUCAAA